AUGCAAGCUCUCCCCAACUCGUUAUGUACUCUUUGGAACUUGCAAAUCCUCAACUUGGAUGACUGUGUUAGGCUUGAGGCUUUACCUAAGAAGCUCACAUCCUUACGUAAUCUUCGACAUCUAUGUUUGUGGGGCUGCAAGUCAUUGCGUGAGAUGCCAUCUAAAAUGAGAGAAUUGAACGGCCUAAAAACAUUGAGCAUGUUUGUCGUGGGUCACAAGAGAGGUAACCAACUUGAGGAACUGGAAUGCUUGAACAUCAGUGGAAGGCUUCAGAUUAGGCAUCUGGAGAGAGUAAAAGACCAUAUGGAUGCUAAGAAAGCAAAGAUUGCUGAGAAAAACAAUCUUCGUAAUUUGAGAUUGUCGUGGGAAAGAAAUGCUUUAUCCAAGCUAGUCGAGGAAGUUGAUGAAAGGGUCUUGGAAGCACUUGAACCUCACCCCAAUCUUGAACGUCUUUAUAUACAAGGCUUCAGUGGUAGAUAUCUUCCACGUUGGAUGGAAAACUCAACGCAGAGAAAAAUAGUUGAGAUUAAUAUAACUGAUUGUGAAAAUAUUAGGCAUUUUCCAAAACUGGGAGAGUUGCCCCAUCUUGAGAAUCUGUUUUUAACGAAUAUGGGGGUGGAGUAUAUUAUUGAAGAAGAAGAAGUUGGGAGUGGGCACCCAGGACUAUCAAAAGAGCAACAGAGUAGUAAAGAAGCAUUCCCAAAUCUGGAAUGCCUAAGUAUCAAGCGUUGCUCUUCAUUUGUAUUUCCAUCAAUCUCGUCCCUUGAAAAGUUGAAGUAUCUAGGAUGUAGAAGCUCAGACUUGGCUUUAUUAUCUGAGCACGACAUUCCUAGUAAGCUGUCAAUCGAGGUUGAAGAGAACCUGACUUGUUUCCCAAUAGAAGCGCUGAAAAAGUUUAGUAAGUUGCGGUCAUUGACAAUUGAGAAUGCAAAAGAGAUCUCUUUGACAAGAGAAGUUACACUGGAUCUUCCCAAGAUCACGCGCUUGCCUCAAGCCUUUCAGCACCUCACUUUUCUAUGCCUUGCAGAUCUUCCUAACCUGGAAUCACUUCCAGAUCAGCCACCAUCUCUCUCUUCACUCGAUGUUACGAGCUGCCCAAAGGUUGUAUCGAUUUCUGAUCUGCCAAAUCUGAAAGUGCUAUCAGUCAUUGGAUGCCCACAACUGGAAAGGAGAUUGGAAUCAUUCUUCAAGAUUAAGAAGAUGUACCAGAAACAGCAUUGGAGAAAGAUUACAAGGAUGAUGUUCAGAACUCUGCCCGAAGAGGUAGAUGUUGAGCUAGCCACAGAAAUGAAUGAUUUGGGCCUUCCCCUCUCUUUCCGAGCCAAUAAAGAUCUAUUGCCUUUGGCUAGUGUGACGAGAAAGGGGAAGAGCUCGUGCGAGAAAGAGAAAACAGCAAAGUCGUAUUGA
Salvia hispanica is the source of this 1407-nucleotide messenger RNA. The record is from RefSeq and is a predicted model, not a curated record. NCBI's taxonomy places the organism in Eukaryota, Viridiplantae, Streptophyta, Magnoliopsida, Lamiales, Lamiaceae.